CACCACACCCAACACCGCGCCCCUACGUCACAUCCGGCUCGUGCGAGUCGGCCCUUCUUUCCCGUGGCGCCACCAUAUGGCGGCGUCCGCCCCGCCUGGCCUGUCUCGGCACCGUCCUCACAUUUCAGGCAAUUAAAGUGAAAAAAGGGGAGGCGAGUCAUGGCUGACAAGCUCACCAGAAUUGCCAUUGUCAGCAGUGACAAAUGCAAGCCCAAGAAAUGCAGACAAGAGUGCAAGAAAACAUGUCCCGUUGUAAGAAUGGGCAAACUCUGCAUCGAGGUGGUUGCCCAGUCUAAGAUUGCGUGGAUUUCUGAAGAGCUUUGCAUCGGUUGUGGCAUCUGUGUUAAGAAAUGCCCAUUCGAUGCCAUCUCCAUCAUCAACCUUCCCAGCAAUCUUGAAAAGGACACCACACACAGAUACAGUGCAAAUUCAUUUAAGUUGCACAGACUGCCUAUCCCUCGACCUGGAGAAGUUCUGGGUUUAGUAGGCACCAAUGGAAUUGGGAAGUCAACUGCAUUGAAAAUACUGGCUGGGAAACAGAAACCAAACCUGGGUCGUUUCAAUGACCCUCCUGACUGGCAGGAGAUCUUGACUUACUUCCGUGGUUCAGAGCUACAGAACUACUUCACAAAGAUUCUUGAAGAUGAUCUGAAGGCCAUUAUCAAGCCCCAGUAUGUGGAUCAGAUCCCCAAGGCCGUCAAGGGAACAGUUGGUGUAAUCCUCGACAGGAAAGAUGAAACACGAACUCAGGAAGACAUCUGUGACCGUUUGGACUUGAGUCACUUAAAAGAGAGAAACGUCGAAGACCUUUCUGGUGGCGAGCUGCAGAGAUUUGCCUGUGCUGUCGUCUGUAUACAAAAGGCUGACGUGUACAUGUUUGAUGAGCCUUCCAGCUACUUGGAUGUCAAGCAAAGGCUAAAAUGUGCCAUCACCAUCCGCUCGCUGCUUGGUCCUGACAGGUUCAUCAUCGUUGUGGAGCACGACCUGAGUGUGUGCGACUACCUGUCGGACUACAUCUGCUGCCUCUACGGUGUGCCCGGAGCAUAUGGUGUCGUCACUAUGCCCUUCAGCGUAAGAGAAGGCAUCAACAUCUUCCUGGACGGGUAUGUGCCGACGGAGAACUUGCGAUUCCGUGACAUGGCGCUGGUGUUCAAAGUGGCGGAGACGGCGGCAGAGGAUGACAUCAAGAGGAUGUGCUGCUACCAGUACCCUGGCAUGAAGAAAUGCCUCGGAGACUUCGUCAUGGAGAUCCAAGCCGGGGAGUUCACCGACUCAGAAAUCAUGGUCAUGCUCGGGGAGAACGGUACUGGAAAAACGACAUUCAUCAGGAUGCUGGCUGGAAGACUAAAGCCAGAUGAUGGAGGUGAAGUCCCAUUUCUGAAUGUCAGCUACAAACCUCAGAAAAUCAGUCCCAAAGCAACGGGAACUGUGCGACAACUGUUGCAUGAAAAGAUCCGCAAUUCGUACAUGCACCCGCAGUUCUGCACUGAUGUCAUGAAGCCUCUGCAGAUCGAGAGCAUCAUUGACCAGGAGGUGCAGAACCUGUCUGGUGGUGAGCUGCAGCGCGUCGCGCUGGCGCUGUGCCUGGGCAAGCCCGCUGACGUCUACCUCAUAGACGAGCCCUCUGCCUACCUUGACUCGGAGCAGCGUCUUGUGGCAGCCAAGGUUAUCAAGCGAUUCAUCCUGCAUGCCAAGAAGACUGCCUUUGUGGUGGAGCAUGACUUCAUCAUGGCCACCUACCUGGCUGACCGGGUUAUCGUGUUUGAAGGGGUACCCUCGGUGAACACCAUAGCAAACACCCCCCAAAACCUGCUCGCUGGAAUGAACAAAUUUCUGGCAUCAUUGGAGAUCACAUUCAGAAGAGAUCCCAACAACUUCCGUCCAAGGAUCAACAAGCUGAAUUCCAUCAAGGACACUGAGCAGAAAAAGAGUGGCAACUACUUUUUCCUAGAAGACUGAACUGUUGUGCAGUUCUUGCAAUGGGACAACCUUUGAGCAACUCAUUUUAUUCAAGAGAAAUUAUAGAUUGGACUUGUGCAUCUAUUUUGGAAACUAAAGUUGCUUCUUUUAUUUGAAUUUUUAUCAUAUUUUGAUUUAUGUUAAUAAACUGAAAUAAUAAGUUAACUACUGCAAAAAUAUUUGGAAUUAAAUUUAAUUUGAAAAGUCACUUAUGGGUUCGUGUAAGGAUGCUUUAAUUCACAGCUAUUUCACAAUGUUCACAAGUCCAUAGUUGUAUUUCUUUGCCCAUUGCCUAAAUUUACCAAGAUGCCUAUUUAGAUUUAUGUUCAGAACUGUUAAAACAUUACAGCCAACAGUAACUCAAAGGUGCAAUGUAAAGACAGGUAUUGUAACAAGAUCAUUCAACAGAUUUUGGUAGGGGUCUUCUUGUAUGCUUGGAUGACAAAUAAAGGAGCCAAGGGGCAUCAUGAAAGGAA
This is a messenger RNA of Petromyzon marinus (sea lamprey), 2435 nucleotides long. RefSeq names its product ATP binding cassette subfamily E member 1 (gene ABCE1). The record is from RefSeq and is a predicted model, not a curated record. Lineage: Eukaryota; Metazoa; Chordata; Hyperoartia; Petromyzontiformes; Petromyzontidae. Gene Ontology annotation, molecular function: ATP hydrolysis activity; ATP binding.